Messenger RNA from Lethenteron reissneri (Far Eastern brook lamprey), 3645 nucleotides. RefSeq names its product ecdysoneless cell cycle regulator (gene ECD). NCBI's taxonomy places the organism in Eukaryota, Metazoa, Chordata, Hyperoartia, Petromyzontiformes, Petromyzontidae. The record is from RefSeq and is a predicted model, not a curated record. Gene Ontology annotation, cellular component: nucleus.
UUGACUAAGAUGGCUGCCCCGGGUGUUCGUCAAGUGGCGACAGGCCUCUCAACGUGCGCGCCAGAGAGACGGGACAGAGAGGAUGGCGCUACCCGCGUCUCAGCGACGAGCCGAGGACGUGGUUCAAUACCGGGUCUUCUUCCUCACUCCCCACGGCGGCCAGGGGGACCCCCCGCCGCGAGAGACCGAGGCGGAGCUGCGAGGCUGCCUCGAGCGAGUCCGGGCCGCCGUCGCCCCGCUCGUGUGCGGCUACAUUUGGCAGGAGCAGCGGUUCGCGCUGAGGGUCCGGCCCGGCCGAGAUGGGAUUCCCGCGCACCUCUAUGGCCAGACGACCUUCGGUGACAACGUGGAAGAUGAGUGGUUUGUGGUCUUCCUGGUGCGGGAGAUCACACGUCUCAUCCCGGAGGCCGUCGCAUGGCUCGAGGACACGGACGGGCAGUUCCUGCUCAUUGAGGCCGCCCACCACCUGCCUCGCUGGCUCAACCCGGACACCAGUGAGAACCGGGUGUUCUUCUACCGCGGGGAGCUCCACAUCCUGCCGCUGCCUCGCACACCGGGGGACGUUGGGCGCCUGCCGGUGGGGACCCCCAGCGUGGAGAGUGCCCUGGCGCUGCUGGCGCACCGCGGCCACGACUUCCUGGCAGACGAGCCCAUAAGACGCGCCGUCGGCAAACGGAUCGACGGGUACCCAGGCAGGGCGCGGGAGAGCGAGCACCGCGCGCGCUGCCUGCUGCCGCUGGGCGUGGCGGCCGUGCUGCGCCGUCGGCCCGAUCUCGUGGCCCCCGCCGUGCGGGCGUUCUACCUGCGCGAGCCCGGCGACCUGCGUGCCUGCCGCUCGUUCCGCACCUUCCCUCCUGGCGCCAGCGUCCUCGCGCUGGUGACGUUCACGCGAUGCCUCUACGCGCAGCUUUCUCAGCAGCGCUUCGAUCCGGACCGGCGCAGCGGCUUCCAGCUGCCGCCACCCUCCGACCCCACGUAUCGGGCGCACAGCCUGGGCAUGAAGCUGGCUCAUGGGUUUGAGAUCCUCUGCGCGCGCUGCGCACUCCCGCCCGGCGACACCGGCUCAGAGCGGCCGGUCUCCUCGGACCCACGAUGGCAAACCUUCCGUCAGAGCCUGGUCGACGCCGGCUACUUCAAGGGGGAGCUGCAGGGCUCUCGGAGACACCGGGAGCUGCUGCAAGCUGCAGAGACGUACUUCACCCAGUCGCUCAGCGAGCCGGCCAGGUGUAGUGAUGAGGUGCAGCCGGGUGAGGAGGUGCUGUUGGUGCUUCGCGAGGCGACGUUGAGCGAGGAAGAGCUGAAGCGUGAGGAGGAGACGCUGCCCCCUGAUGAUGAUGACAGCUGGAUGGAUCUCACCCCCGACCAGCUGGAUCACAUGCUGGAGGAGAAGGAAGCCUCGUGCAAACAGAUGAACGGACGCGGCGGGGCCAGAGAGCGCAAGCAGAAGGAGCGCAACGAAGUCCCGGGGGAAGAGCCUCGGGGCGAGGACAGCUACGACCUCUCAGCGGUGGCCUCCAGCAUGAAGGCCUUCAUCAGCAAGGUGUCCAGCCUCGAGGGAGCCGAGUUGCCAAGCCUCGAAGACGAACGCCCCGUUCGGCUGGACGUUGACUCCUUCAUGGCCGCACUUCACAAGUUGACGGGCCCCGUGAUGAACGAGGAGGGCGCCGAUCGGUCAGGCUCGGAUGACGGGGCCAGCGAUGACGGUGACGAUGACGACGAUGACCUCGACUGGGAUGACUGUGACGAUGCCGAGGAGUGGGAGGGUGAUGAUGGCGGUGCUGGAGGAGGCGGCGUGACGGGGCUGAACGAUCUGAAGGGCCUGCGCGACUACAUGGAGCAGAUGGACCGUGAGCUGGCUGCUACCAACGUGGGGAAGAGCUUUGAGCGGCAGCCGCCUGCACAGCAACAGAGACGGGGGACCGUGGGAGGCCCCGCCGGGGUGCACCACGGCCAGCCGCACACCGGAACGGCUCGUGGUCCUGGCGACCACCGCGACGCCAGCGACAACCCCCGGGCCGCGUCGUCCGCCGGCGCGGACGAUCUCCGUCCCGUCGACGUGGACCUCAACCUGGUAAGGAACCUGCUGGAGUCAUUCAGCUCCCAGGACGGCCUGGCCGGCCCCGCCUCCACGCUCUUGCACAGCAUGGGCCUGCGGCUGCCCCACGAUUCGCGCGACGACGACUCGUCGUAGCACCACUGCCGCCGCUGCUGGCAGCGGAUCAGCCCGGGGUUCGGCCGGACUGCAGAGGUUGGAGCGGUUUGUCUGUGUCGUGCGCAAGAGUUUGAUCGAUGGAGUGCGUGUGAAUUACUGAUAUGGCCAGUCGUGCAAGAGACCAAACCAUCGCACAUGCUGCUGGCGUUAAUCGGAGCUCGGGAACUUUAGCGUUGGUGCCGUCGUGGUUAACGCACUGUGCACUGUACUUGGCGUCCCGAGUUCAAUUCCCGGCCACGGCUGACAUCAACGGCGAGCGAUAUCUGCACUUGUCCUGGGCUCCUCUGUCCCGUCUUUUCAUCUUCCCCAACCCACAUAACCAGCGUGGUGACGUCUGGUUAAGCAAGACCAACGUGGCAUGGGGAGGCCUUCAUCCAGCAGUGGAUUAAACAAAAGGCGUGUAAAUUGUUAUAAUUUUUCAAACUACAAUCCGACACGGUCGACCCCGCGUUUACCACUUUUCUUCAGUUAAAUACAAAAUUACGCCGUUACACACUGCACACUCCUGAUCAUCGCUAAGCACGGCUCUCGUAGAAAGCGCGAUUCAAUUUCUCACCACCAGGCCAAGUAGGAUACACAAGGGGGGAUGUCAUUGGUAUCAAGAAUUGAAAUAUCCAGCCGGCUCCCAUAACUGACACUAUGACUUGUUGACAAAUACUGAUGGCCAGGAGCAAACGGGGAACGCCAGAUGAACUUGCCACCAAGACCAGUGAGGAAUAUACUGGAAUUAAAUGCAUCGGUUAUUAACCCGUUCCCAUUCCUAUGUUGUACGUGUACAUACAAAUACGUCAUCAGUUUUUCUUUGAUUCCGUUCUGGAAUAAAAACCAAAAUAACUUUAUCGGUACCAAGGCUCCCACAAGGCCAUGCGGGAGGGCGUGCGGCACAGUAUGGCGCCAGCUAUCAUUGAGUGUGGUUGUGUCGCUACAGUUCUCUGUGGUGAAUACAAUGUCUUGAAAAACAACGGCGCAAUGCCUCUCUAAAUAAACUUAACGCGAACCGCUUGCGUGUUCUGAGAUUCAGCGGUGAAUGGGACACGCACCCUGCAACUUGCAGAUGUCUCAGAACGGGAAAGGGUUAAUGUGCGUCAUCGAGCUGAUGAGUGUGCGGUCCAGUGUUUACAAAGAGAUGCUGUGUGCACUUGAGAAUCGAGCAACCGUUCCCUUCGCUAAGUGCCACCACUGGUGUAAUGUACGCGAUGCAAUGUAUACAGAUGUAUGUAAAUGUUACUUGUGUAAUGGUUGCUUUCGUUUUAUGUAUACAUUUAUUACAUUGCUUUGCUUGUGGUGUCCAGUGUAUCCGAAUGCCGGACGACAGCAUCGUGUCGUGUAAGCGGCAAUGUGUUUUGUUGUGUAUUAUCACGAACUCUGGAACCUUUGUAAAUGCAUUCUGCUGGAAAAUACAUAUUUUUUCAAAGCAGUUUUUCGGCUGAAGU